CCUUCAACUCCUCCACCCUCCCUCUGGACCAAGUGACUCUCUCUCUCUCUCUCUCUCUCUGGGGUUGUUAGUGGAUAGCCGUCGCCAUUAAUGGCGACGAAUUGGCUCAAAUCCCUCAGCUGCAAUUCUAACGCCGUCGCCGACGGCGUCACAAACCCCAAACCCGUCUCCAAGAAGGCCAAGAAUCCACACCCCUUCGCCGCCUGCCGCCGCUCCGACUCCGUCAGAGACGUGCUCUCUCCCUUCCCAAAAUAUACCUCCUCACCUCUUCCCAAAAUACCCUCCCUAAAGGAACCCAAACCCAAAUCUAAAUCUAGACCUUGUCCGCCGGUGGCGGCGGCGGCGUCCGCGGUGAGGGAGGUGGCGCCGCCGGCCAAUUCGUUCCCGGCGUUGUCGGAGCUGCCGGAGGGCCACUCCUCUCGGCGGGUGGUGGAGAUCAUCUUCCGGUCGAGCUGGGGGAGGCCGCCGUUCGCCGGCGAGAUCGAGAUGCUCUUCCGGGUCCAGCACCCGCCAAAGGCCGCCGCGCGCUUCGAGGAGUACCGCUCCGCCGUCCGCUCCCGCCCCGCCGCCUCCGGCGCAGCCCGCUGCGCCGCCGACGGCAACGAGAUGAUGCGCUUCCACUGCGCCCCCUCCUCCGCUUCCGCCGGCGGCGGCGAGGUCUACGACGCGGCGGCCUUGGGGAAGGCGGGGGAGGGGAUCCGGACCUUCGACGGGAGCGGCGGGGCCCACGCGAGCGGGGGCGGUGGGGCCGGUCGUGGGGCGAUGCUUCUCUGCCGGGUCAUCGCGGGCCGGGUGCGGACCGGGUCCGAACAGGGGUCGGAGACCCCGACCGGGUUCGACUCGCUACUGGUCGGGAAGGGAGAGCUACUGGUGUUCGACCCCCGGGCGGUGCUCCCUUGCUUCUUAAUCAUCUACAAAAUAUAAUUAUAUACUCUUUCUUUCUGCAUUUUGUUAGUUGUUGAUCCAAUUUUAUUUAUUUUAUUUUUAUGUUUCUACAAAUGCUUUUAAUGUGAGACGAAAUUUUGUUUUCGUUUUUCUUUUUCUUCCAAUAUACCAUCUGGAUUCGCAAAUGAUGUAAUAUAAUUUUAUUCAAAUACUCGAGUUAAGCA
Molecule: messenger RNA, 1109 nt
Organism: Phoenix dactylifera (date palm)
Lineage: Eukaryota; Viridiplantae; Streptophyta; Magnoliopsida; Arecales; Arecaceae
Source: RefSeq, a predicted model, not a curated record